AUGACUUCUUCCUUAUCAAAAUUAAGAUCUCACAAUAUUCUUUCAGAUUUAACUCGUCGCGAUUGUUCUUUUCUAUUCCAAACUAAAAGUUCUAUUAUAAAAUGGAAUUCACCAAAAGUAUUAUCACGAAAUUGUCAACAUACUUUUACUACACAACCAACUUUUUCGUACAUAUUAAGGGUUGAAAAUUUUCGUUAUCGAACGCUUAAUUCGUGUCCAUUGAAAAGUCCCAUUACAUCAAAAUUGAGUUUUGUUUGCAGACAAACUUCAACAAUUUCUCCUCCUCCUUCAGCCCCCACAACUCCCACUAUCGUAAACUUACCAAAAAAAGAUUCCCGAAGCAAACCAAAGAGCUCUAAUGUUGAUACAAUGAGCCCUGAAGCCAAAAGAGUGGUUAAGAUAUUAGGUUAUGCAAGUGGUAUCUGGGGAGUAGGAUUUAUCAUAUACUCAGGGCGUCCAUUCGAAUCUGAUCGAGAAACUCAGUAUAAAGAUUUAGAUACUUUCACAGCGUGGUACAAACGAGUGGAGGCGCGCUUCAGGGAUCUUUUUCACUUUUUCACGGAACCAUCAUCAGAUAAGCUAUUGCCGGAUCAAGAUGCUUUACCACCACCUUCUCCAUAUACGUUAGUAAUUAAUUUGGACCAAACUCUUAUUUAUUCAACUUGGGAUAGAGAAAAUGGUUGGCGAACGGCAAAAAGACCUGGAGUAGAAUAUUUUCUGUAUUUCGUGGCGCAACUUUUCGAAGUGGUUAUUUUCACAUCUCAACCUUUCAAUUUUGCUGAACAGAUUUUAAUGAAACUUGAUCCGUUUGGUCUUGUUCCUUAUAGACUUUAUAGAGAAUCGACAAGAUAUAUUGAUGGGAAAAUAGUCAAGGACCUUUCAAAACUGAAUCGUGAUCUUUCAAAAGUUAUUAUUAUGGACUCUAAUCCCGAUGCUUAUUCAUUGCAACCCGAGAAUGCAAUUUCUGUACCUCCGUGGAAAGGAGAUCCUAAUGAUACUUUUUUGAUAGACAUCAUACCAUUCCUUGAACAUUUCACAAUAUUUUAUGUGAAUGAUGUUCGUCAAGUGUUGCCACAAUAUAAAGGCAAAGAUAUUCCAAGACUUUAUGCUGAAUGGGAAGAACAAUGGAAAGAACAACAACGAGUAGAAUGGGAAAAAAAAUUUAAACAACCGAAAAAAGGGUUAGCAGGUUGGGCUUCAGCCUUUGGUACUCAAAUUCAAGAACAAGUACCUCCAUAUGAACAAAAAUUGAUGCAAAUCAAAUUAAUUAAUAAUGAUAUCAAUAAUUCAUAUUUGGAUUAUAAACGACGUAAACCAGAGAUACAUCAAAUGUAUCAAAAUAGUAUGGAGAAUCUGGAAAAACAGAUUCAAGAGAGCAUGAAAGAGAAAAAAUUAACGAUUUGGGAUAUAAUAACUCAAGGACCACCUCAAGUUCCUAUGCCUGAUUUACCAUCAGAUCAAAAUAGUGUUCAACCACUUCCACCAUCACAACAUUCAUAA
Molecule: messenger RNA, 1500 nt
Organism: Funneliformis geosporum
Lineage: Eukaryota; Fungi; Glomeromycota; Glomeromycetes; Glomerales; Glomeraceae
Source: the annotation of a GenBank genome assembly